AUGACAUCGUUCGGAGCAACAGAAAUAGUUCGAAAUACUAAUGCAAAUGGUCAACAAUUCAAUUCUACAUUCAAAAUCAGAGGCCAAGUUUAUCAUAAAAUGGGCUCACUGCUGCCAAUGCCAAACGAACCACAUAAAUUCUUACAAAUCUACUUUAUGGGCGGCGAGGAUUCCGGGAGCGCACUUGCCAAUCGCGUGAAUGCACGUUGUGAUUAUAACCACCUUGAUUCACUUUAUGCCAGGCGCAUCGUCAGCGAGCUAGAUGCUCUUUUGAACGAGCACAACGAGUUGUUGAAAAUAUUCAAAUCACAUAUGCACCAAUUACAAAGCGAUAAUCACGCUAUCGUCAUUAAUCCUGAUAAAACACCAGCUGGAGAGCAUAUUCGUAGAUUCAAUGCACCCGUUGUUGAUGAUGUUGCUGGAAUCAUGGUUGGCGAUUGUACAGCUGCACGAGAAAUUCUGAUUCGUAAAAGAAAUAAUAAUCUUCAGUUCAUUGCUGACACACAUCGUUCAUAUGACGCUCUCCAAUAUCCGCUAAUAUUCUGGAAGGGACAAGACGGAUAUUGCAUAAACAUAAAACAACGUGAACCCGUAUCAGGAGCUGAAACAAACAAGAACGUUAGCUCAAAGGAUUAUUAUGCGUACCGAUUAAUGAUUAGACGUGGCCUGGACAACGUCAUUUUACGAUGUCGUGAGCUUUGUCAACAAUUCAUGGUCGACAUGUACGCGAAGAUUGAGAGCGAACGACUACGAUACUUACGAUAUAAUCAACAAAAGCUGCGCGCGGAAGAGUACAUUCAUUUGCGAGACGCUAUCAACAACAACGCCGACGUCGCCGAAAUUGGUAACCAUGUCAUUUUACCAUCAUCGUACGUAGGCAGUCCACGUCAUAUGCAAGAAUAUAUACAGGAUGCUCUGACUUGCGUGCGCGAAUAUGGACGACCAUGUUUAUUUAUCACGUUCACAUGUAAUCCAAAAUGGCCAGAGAUUACAUCUUUGCUGCUGCCUGGCCAAAAUGCAAUACAUCGCCAUGACAUUACAGCACGUGUGUUCAGACAAAAGUUUAAGUCUUUAAUAAGUUUCAUUACUAAAUCACAUGUAUUUGGUCCCACACGUUGCUGGAUGUAUUCGGUUGAGUGGCAAAAGCGAGGAUUACCUCAUGCACACAUUUUGGUUUGGUUCAUCGACAAAAUCCGUCCUGAAGAAAUCGGUAGUAUCAUUUCUGCGGAAAUUCCAGAUCCAUCCACUGACCAACUGCUGUUUGAUAUUGUUACAACAAACAUGAUUCAUGGUCCAUGUGGUACUCUUAAUAGUUCAUCGCCUUGCAUGGCUGAUGGAAAAUGUACUAAAAAUUUCCCUAAAGAUUUUACCAAUGAUACGGUCACAAAAGUCGACGGAUACCCAAUAUAUCUUCGAAGAAAUCCUGAAAAUGGCGGACAGUCAUUUAUUAAAAAUAUCAUCAACACAGACAUUUGA
This is a messenger RNA of Argiope bruennichi, 1476 nucleotides long. RefSeq lists its product as uncharacterized. Lineage: Eukaryota; Metazoa; Arthropoda; Arachnida; Araneae; Araneidae. The coding region runs from base 1 to 1476 and encodes 491 amino acids. The record is from RefSeq and is a predicted model, not a curated record. The transcript is spliced from 2 exons.